AUGAAUAAAUAAAAAUUAGCUUAAGAAAAAUAAUAUAGAGACCAAGCAAAAUACAGAACCCUGUUCAGUGUAAAUAAUUUUGAUAUAUUCAGCAAGAGCCUCAAAAUCCAUUUGGAGAAAAAGAUGUUGAAAAAAUGAAAUAGCAAUAUGCAUAAAUAUUGAAGGAAUAAGUAAAGAAUAUUAUUUAUUAAUCAGAUUUUAGAUUCUUAAAGGCACAAGGAAUAACAAAAAACUAUUGAUAGAUAAGAAACGCAAAAGUAAAUUUAAUAUGAAAGUCCCUUUGGAAAGUAUAAUAUGAAUUUAUCCUAGAGAUCGAUUAAUCCAUCUGUAAAAACUCAAUAGAGAACUUCUAAAACCAAUUUAGGACAUUGAUGAAUUCGUUAAGAAAAAGAACUAAACUGAUAUUUCAAGACCAAAAACUAUAUUAAAGAAUUAAUCAACCGAAAGAAGUAAUUAACAAUACUCAAAUGAUAACUCCGUAGAAUAAGUACCUUAAUAUAAUUUUGACUCUCCCAAUUAAUAAGAAAAUAAGGAAUAUUGGUAAAAUAGAAAUUAAAAUUAAAUCCUUCCCACAUAAUAAACUUAAAGAAUUAGAGAUUAUUAAUCUUCCUAAUCUCUUGGUUUACCAGAGCCAAUUUUAUAAAAUAAUAGUAAUUUAUUAAUGAAAAACAGCAAAAAUAUAAAUUUUCCUAUUCAAUUGCCUCCAAAAACACCUGGAAUAGUUUAUGAUAAACAGAAUAAUCCUAUAUUAUCAGAUUAUGUGAGCAUUUAUGAUUAGUAAUUUAGUAGAUUGCAUAAAUCUGAAAAAAGUGACUUUAUGAAAGAAUUAAACCAACUUAGAUCUUAGUUUUUUGUUUAAUAAAAGCCUCAAGUUUAGCCUUUUAAAUAAAUGGCUAAUUUAUAAUAGUCACCUCCGAAGUUUACUUAAGAUGUUGGAAUUCAGGAUGAUUAAUAUAGGUAGGAAUUGAUGGAAAGAGAAAGGUAAGAAGAAUAAAUAAGAUAAUAAGAAUAUUUGCGUUAACUAGAAGAACAGAAGAAAAGGGAAUAAGAAGAAUAUGAGAAAUAGCUAAGAGAAAAGAUAGAAAGAGAAUUAGAAGAGCAAAGAAGACUAAAAUAAUAGGAAAUUGAAAUUCAAACUGAAAAAUUAGUGACUGAUACAGGAAUUUAACAUGUUGAUUAAAAUGCAGUUACAGCAGCUGAAUAUAUGAAGACUUUAAAAUCACUUUCAGGAAGUGUUAUUGAUAUGAAAAAUUAAUUUAUUUAAGGGCAACAAAAAUUAAAUUAUGAGCUAAUUCAACUGAGAGAUAAGGCACAAAGAGAUAUUGAAGAGAAAUUAAGAAUUUAGAAAGAAUUAAAAGAAUUAGAAUAGAGAAAUUAAGCAAUGAAAGUUUGGGAGGGUGAAAAAUAAAGAUAAUUAAUGUAGGCUUUAGAAAAAAAUGCUCCAAUUCCUCAAUAUAAAUCAGCUUAUAUGGAUCCUAAAUAAAUUAACCCAACUGUUAAAAAAGUCAUAAGAUUUAAAGAUUAAACUUAAGGAUAUGAAUACGAAGAACCUAAUGGAGUAAUGUCAAAAUCAAAUCUUAUGCCGUUAAAUGGAGGAUACGAUUAAAAACACUUGCAUAAUUUAAAGGCUAAUGAACCUGUUCUUCCUGAAGAAUUAGAAGUUUUUAGAUAGGAAGUUGCCCCUUAAUUAAAAUAUUCAAAUCCAAUUACUAGGUAAGUUAGAAUGGAUGAUUUAAAUGAUUAAUUUUAUGAUUAUAAAUAUCAGAGAUAGCUCGAACAUCCUGGUUAAGAUAGAAUUGAGAGAUCAAAAUAUGAAACUCAAAUUAAAAAUGAUCCAAACUAGGUAUUAUUAGAAAAUGAUAGAAGGCUACAUGAACUCAGAAUUAUAGAUCCCAGAGGAGAUAAUAAAUAAAUUUAAGAAUUGUAUGAUUAUUUAUGA
Molecule: messenger RNA, 1939 nt
Organism: Paramecium pentaurelia
Lineage: Eukaryota; Ciliophora; Oligohymenophorea; Peniculida; Parameciidae
Source: the annotation of a GenBank genome assembly